AUGUCGGACAACCGUGACAACCGUGACAACCGCGGCAGUGGCGACAAGGGCGAUAAGCCCCGUCGCUCUGGUCGAAUCGAACAGGCGCAGCGUCAGGGCGCGCCUAACUACAACCUCAAUCGUGCCUACAAUCAACAGAGUGGCCAAGCUUCCCAAGGCGGUCAGGGUCAGGGCAACAACCCACAGCAGCGUGGCCAGCCUUCGGGAAGUGGCCAAGCUCAAGGCAAUAACCCACAGAGGGGUGGCUUCGACGUCGUCCCGCAUCCAAUGCCGGCAGUCGCCCAGGUUCUGAGUCCGGUAGUCGCCGGGGCUCUGACGCUGGCAGUCGGCACGGCUUUGAUGAUGGCAGCCGCCCUGGCUCUGACAAUGGCAGCCGCAGGAACUCUCCUAGACCUGGACCAGCCAGACUUGUCUCACAGGAACCCGGAGAUCAACCUCUCUCCAAUGUGUACCAGCGAAGAGGCGGAAGCCAUCAGCGAUCCAUCUCGUCUGGGUCCUCUGGAUCCGGUGGCUUUGAGGUUCUCAACCAGGCACCACCUGUUUUUCCGCGUGACCAGCCUCCUUCCGGUAACAUACAGGGAGCCAGACCCUCUGGAUCUAGCCAGCAAGCUGUAG
Molecule: messenger RNA, 615 nt
Organism: Diaporthe citri
Lineage: Eukaryota; Fungi; Ascomycota; Sordariomycetes; Diaporthales; Diaporthaceae
Exons: 3
Coding region: 1-615 (204 amino acids)
Source: RefSeq, a predicted model, not a curated record